Molecule: messenger RNA, 2368 nt
Organism: Anas platyrhynchos (mallard)
Lineage: Eukaryota; Metazoa; Chordata; Aves; Anseriformes; Anatidae
Source: RefSeq, a predicted model, not a curated record
GGGCAGCCCCCUGAGUGCUUUGUUUCACUGACACCAGCAUUAACGUGGCACCUCGGUCACCCGGAGCAUAUGCUGCCUGUGACAGACGCGCAGGGCAGCAGCUUUCCACAUGUGCUCCCAAGGUCUCCCGAUUGGUGUGCUCAGCAGAAGGGGCUGGUCCUUGAAGUCAGCUCCUGUGCCUAUGACAGAUUAUAUUUUUAUGCAUGAAAACAAAACCAGGAUAUCUGAUGGACUGCAUUAUCUUUCCAGACAGCUUGGAGCUACAACUGCAAAGAACAGAGGGGAUUCAGAAAAUUGAUGUAAGAAUUGAGGCAUUAAUAAUGAUUGUGUGAUCAUGGUUUUGGAAAAAUAAGGAGGUAUUUCCUGGCUACAUAUGUGAAGUGAUGUAUCGUAAGAAAACCAAGAAUGAAGUCAUUUUGAUCUCUGAUGGGUGAAGCUCGUUGGAAUGGAAACCAACAUCUAUGCAGAAGGACAAGGCUCACCACAUCUUACCGCCAAGUGCCUGGGGACUGCAAAGGGAGCAAAGUGUGAAGAAUUCCAAAGAAAGACAGAACAGGAAAGUACAUCUGAAUUUCAGGAUGUUUUACUGGAACCUGAGUUGAGUUUGCUGUCUGUGGCAUCCCUAUUAGACCACAAUGACACAUCCUUGCGACCUAGCAGGGAUGCAAGGUGUGUUAGUGUCAGCAGUCAGUGUGAAGCAGAGCAGCUUCAUAAGGAAUUGCUGUGUUCUGCAAGGCACAUGCCAAAGGAAGAUCCUUUAAACCUUCCCUUGCACAAGGAAUGGCCACUCCUUACAGGAAAAACUUCAGACAGAAAAACAGAAAGAAGUCACGAGAUCAGAGUCAUAAAACACAAACCAAGUGCAAUCACAUUUUCUGAUUUUGAAUUUUUACCACAUGAAGUUAAUACUGAGCUCCAUAUUUGUGAGGCAGGGGAUGCAGGAGAUUUUUCAUCUGAAGAGGAAAAAGCAGAUGGCAAAGACGAUGACGAUCUGUUUACAGAGCUGCCACUGUAUGAGGCUUUUUUUGAUGGUCUCCACAGAAGGAAUGUUUUCCCAAGAAAGCAAGCUAAACAUGAACUUACUAAGGAUCAACACAUCUGUCAUGGAGAAGACUGCGAUGAUCGUUCCAAAAAGGAAUUGAAGGACCAUGACAAGGAAGAAAAACACAUGGAGCUGGAGACAUGGGGCUGUGGAAGAAAUGUCUUUCUGCUGGAAAGAAAAUGAAAUAAAGACAGCAUGGGGUAAAAAACGUUGUCAAAAGCAACCAUUACUACUAAGCCUCAGACUUAAAAGAAGUAUAAAAACCAAAUCCUCUCGACCACACAGAUCCAGGCUACCACAGGUAACACCAUGGCCAAUAUCUGGUUGAAUAAAGUUCACAGUGAAAUAGCAAUUAAGAUCAACCCUACAGGGUCAUUCCUCAAUAAAUGAACUUGUUCCUGACUUCAGAGGGAUGCACUACAGCAAAUCCCCUAUUUUUGAUGUAGACAGUAGGAAAGGCUGGCACCUGCCCCAUGCUGGGGAGCACAUCCCCUUGUGGGCAGCAGCAGUGAGCAAAGCUGGUGUCCGAAUCUCCUCUUAAAACAGUUGUUAUGGGCAUUUGAAUAGUAAUUGUGGAAAUCUCUGAGUGUGCUGAACAGUAAACGAGUACAGAGAAGAUGGAAAAAAUACAACUUGUGUAUGCUGCCAAUGCUGCUACGAGCGGAAGAAACGCUGCUGAAAGCAAUUCAUAUAAUGGUGCCCAUGAAAAAAUGUUCUUUCCCUUUGACCAAAGGCAUACAGAAUCUGCCUGUUCUGUGUCAUACCAAAUAAAUGACACUUCUGUUCGAUUUAUGAAUGCGCUGUGGUCCCUGAGUCCCCACCCUUAGACCAGUCCCAUAUAUAUUUUCCUAUGCUUUCCUUGUAAAGAAAAAAAUUGGCAGCUGUUUUUCCUUUUCAGGAGCCUGUAAUCAGUAGUGUAUUUAAUACCCAAGUAGACUUCUUAAAAGAAAAGUAACAUUUAUUUCCACUGAGGGAGCAAAAUUUUGAAGAUUUACAAGCAUGUCGAUAUACAUGUCUGAAAUAUUGUUCAUGUUAUUUCUCAUUUUUGAAUGGUAAUCUAGGUCAUAUCAUUGCUAGGACAGCACUGUAGAGAUUCUGACCUCCUCUCUGUCAUAAUAUCAUUCAUAUCCUUCUGGUAUUAUUUAUGAUCAUCGGGUUUUGUUCUGUGCAAAUGUUCUCUUGGCAACCCUGAAGAGGUGUCUUGAGCCAUUCUUCCUUGCUUGUUUUCCUUCAAGCCUUCAGAUUAAACUACAUGUGUUCUUUGUCCAUGUAACCAGCUCAGCAUGCAGUGGCAAUAAAUCUUGCGGAAUAGCUUCUGAAACAUAA